Messenger RNA from Daphnia pulicaria, 2929 nucleotides. RefSeq names its product alpha-(1,3)-fucosyltransferase C-like. The transcript has 3 exons. Gene Ontology annotation, cellular component: membrane. The record is from RefSeq and is a predicted model, not a curated record. Gene Ontology annotation, molecular function: alpha-(1->3)-fucosyltransferase activity. Lineage: Eukaryota; Metazoa; Arthropoda; Branchiopoda; Diplostraca; Daphniidae. The coding region runs from base 1426 to 2793 and encodes 455 amino acids.
UCCGAUUAAAAUUGUGAUGGAAAUUUUCGUUUAAUCGUUGCAACUAAGCACUUGAUCCAAUGAAGGUGAUGAUGCCCUUCGUUUCAAUCUGGUUUGUGUUGGCCAGUGUUCCAAACGUUAGCCAACACUGUUGGCUAAUAUACCGGUUCGUCCUGAUGGUCAAAUAGAGAGUCACGAAUAACGACGCACGAAUCACGAAUAAAUUGCCACUCGCUUUCAUUUCGAUUUGAAUUAUUCAUUAAGCAUUGGUCACACAUCUGCUGCUCUUCAGCAUAGCUUAAAGCUAUGCACUUCAGUUUCGGUUUGACUCGGACGGUUGCCUGUAUAUGACUGUAUCAUAUAGUAGGAAUUAGCCAAUAGUUUUAUUAUUAUUAUUGUUAUUAUUAUUAUUAUUUUUUUUUACACAAUCAUUUUUAUGAAAUGUUUGGAACAAAUUUGAACAAGAAACUUGAUAAAGUCACUUUGCGACUCAUUUUCACAAUCUGGCAAAAACAAAAUGGAGACCAGACUGCUGCAGCAGACUAAAAAAUUUAGCCAAGGACAAAUGUGAAAUGUCCAGCAUUCAUUUGAUUGUUCUACACUUAUUUACUCAAUACUGCAAGGAAAUAUUAUGCAAUAAUAAGGUAUCAUGUGCACUUCAUCAACUGAAAUUUCACUGUUGUUUCGGCAGGGAUGCAGUUUUGUCUCGGCACUCGGUUGACGACCCUCGUCUCCGCAAUGAAAUCACGACGACUCUGCCGAUUGCCAACAGGAAUGAACCGGCAAAUUCAUCCAAAAUUGUAUCUCGACCCGCGAGCGUCUCUACGCAGCCAAAGAUCUCGUUCAUUCUCAUGAAAGGGCCUUCCAGUGAUGGGCAGCAGUUGGCUUGGUGUUGUCUUCUAGAAGAAAUGGAAACGAGACGUGACGCCUUGCUCGUGUCACACGGCGCUGGAGCUCGGCCAUCAUCAAAUUCAUCGGCAAUCCUGGAUCAUCUCAGCCCGUGCUGCCUAUACCCAGGAAAUGGCAAACACUUGGACGCGCGAGACGAUCGAACCCGGCCGCGUCUCUAAUCAUGCAGAUCCCCUCAUCAAACAAAAGGGGCGUGCACAAUACCCAAAUGAGAAGACUCGAGUGCUGGAUGAGAAACGGCCGCUGCAGCAGGGCCAGCAGAUUCAGCACUGGCGAGUAUAGCCGAGUCUUUUCCCAUUUUUCAACCAUUACGAUCCGGUUUAUUCUAUAGCCAGCAGCUAUAGCAUCCAUGAGACUGGGUUGUGUUGUUCUUGGCUGACCGGUUCGUUAUACUCACAUGAUAUUGCGUUGGCGUGUAACGACUAGUGGAAGCAUUUGACACAUUCACUCGGUUCAGUUCGGAUUGACUCGGAUAGGACUGCCCCUGAUGACUGUAGAUCUUUCAACGUCGGAGGAGAUUGAGCGCUGUUGCGAAAAAUGGCGCCAAAGUGCUGGUCGAUUCGUGAGUUAUUUGACUGCCUGGAUGUCGCUAGAGCGACGCAAUUGUGCCGCAGCUACAGCUUAUUGGCUUUCUCUGCUGUAGUGGCCUCGUCGUUGCUAUUGGCCGUGUCGAUCAUGUACAUUUAUUCAACCCUAUUAGUUUAUCCGUCAUCCAGUUACUACCACCACCAGCAGCCUCUCAUCGAUCGUCUGCUGCUGCUGAACCUGACGGCAAAUCACGGCGGUGACCAUCAGCAGCAGCAAACAGACAUUGACAUUGUUGACGGACGUGAUGACGUCAAGCUCAUCUUGUUUUGGACGCCAUUUUUCAAGGUCAAAGACUUCGGGUUCGGUAGCGGCCGCAAGGCCUUCAUCAACGCCGAAUGCCCAGUCAACAAUUGCGCGACGACCAGCGACCGGAAUUUGGUCAACCAAAGCGACGCCAUCCUGUUUCACCCCAUAAAUGUCGACGUCAGAGAUUUGCCCAGGCAGGAUCGGCGAUUGGCUCACCAGCGCUACAUUUUUCUCUUAUUCGAAGCCCAUCCCAGCUACCGAAGUUUGCCCGUCUUCCAGAAUCCGUCGACCAACGUGGAAUUCUUCAACUGGACCAUGACGUACCGGCGAGACUCUGACGUUUACGAUUCCCGCUACGGCGCUCUCCUGCGCCGUCAGCAUCCGUCAGCAGCAGCCGACCGAUUGCCUGCCACACUGUCGCCGGAAGACUAUCCGCCAGAUCCGUCGUCGUUUUGGCGACGGCCGUCGUUGAGCAGCAGCAGCAACCGGACGAAAUCGGUGGCCUGGUUCGUCACCAACUGCAAAACGCCCAGUUUCCGUGAAAAUUACUUCCGGCAAUUGGCCAAAUUCAUUGCGGUCGACAUUUACGGCGGAUGCGGCCCACUCAAGUGCGUCCCGCCUCAAAGUCGCCAGUGCGACCGACUGCUGGACGACUACAAGUUUUACAUCGCGGCCGAGAAUUCCAUCUGCCCCGACUACCUGACGGAGAAAUUCUACCGGGCCCUGGCGAUGGGCGUCGUGCCCGUCGUCUACGGCGGCGCCGACUAUUCGGCCUACGCCCCGCCCAAUUCCUACAUCCAGGCUGCCGAUUUCGAGUCGCCCCAAGCCCUGGCCGAGUACCUGCUUCUCCUGGAGCGCAACCCUCGCCUCUACGCCAAAUACCUGGACUGGAACAAGGACUGGGAAAUCGAUCAGCGCAAACGAUUGAACGGCUGGUGUCGCCUGUGCGAGAAGCUCAACGCACCGACGGGCCCUUCCAACCCCGUCAAAGUUUACCCAAAUAUGGCCCAAUGGUAUUACGACAAAGUCCCUUGCCUAUCGGGUGCAACAAUCAUGCAACAAUACCCAUAAUCACUAUAAUAACUUGUAUCAACUCGUGUGAUCAAUCAAAUUCAAAUUCCACAAAUGAGCCCAUUGAAAUCUGAAAAUAAAUAACCACCUGUGUAAUUAAUUAUCGAUGCAAAUAUACGUUUUCUUCUUAGUUUAA